Pecten maximus is the source of this 1547-nucleotide messenger RNA. Its product is annotated as dnaJ homolog subfamily B member 13-like. The transcript is spliced from 7 exons. The coding region runs from base 77 to 1030 and encodes 317 amino acids. NCBI's taxonomy places the organism in Eukaryota, Metazoa, Mollusca, Bivalvia, Pectinida, Pectinidae. The record is from RefSeq and is a predicted model, not a curated record. Gene Ontology annotation, cellular component: cytosol. Gene Ontology annotation, molecular function: protein-folding chaperone binding.
AGUGUUUACCGUUGCCAGGCGAUACACGCCAUUUUUUCAAUAACGUUUCACGAGUCUCAGCCACUGAAACGUCAAAAUGGGAGUAGAUUACUACAACAUCCUCAGUCUAUCGAGGAGUGCAACCGAUGCUGACAUUAAGAAACAAUACAGAAAGUUAUCACUACGUUUCCACCCAGACAGAAAUCCUGGAGACCAAGCAGCGUAUGACAAAUUCAAGCAGGUGGCAGAGGCUUAUGAUGUAUUAUGUGACCCUCCAAAGCGUGCAGUGUAUGAUCAGUUUGGAGAAGAAGGUUUGAAGAAUGGCGUGCCUGAGGGAAGUGGGGAAACUGGAGCAUGGACUCAGGGAUACACAUUUCAUGGCAAUUCCGACAAGGUUUUCAGAGACUUCUUCGGAGGAGAUAAUCCAUAUCAAGAAUUUUAUGACCGAGUGGAUGGUGAUCUCAGCAUGGGUUUUGGAGGUCUGCAGGGUAGAGGUCGCAAGAAGCAAGAUCCUCCCAUUGAGAGAGACUUAUUUUUGUCACUAGAAGAGGUUUUCCAUGGUUGCACAAAAAAGAUGAAGAUUUCAAGAAGGGUUAUGAAUGAGGACGGCCAUACUUCAAGCAUUAGGGACAAAAUUCUGACAAUCACAGUAAAAAAGGGAUGGAAACCUGGAACAAAAAUCACUUUCCCAGAGGAAGGUGACCAGGGACCAAACAAUGUACCAGCUGACAUUGUAUUCAUCGUAAAAGACAAGCCCCAUCCUCGGUUCAGACGUAGUGGAGUAAACCUUGUCCACACAGCCAAAGUACCACUUGGUAAGGCUCUCACAGGGUGUGAUGUGGAAAUCAUCACUCUGGACGAGCGUGUACUACACAUCCCCAUCAACGACAUCAUCAAGCCUGGAUACACAAAGAGAGUCCCUGGAGAAGGAAUGCCAAUUUCACAAAACCCAUCACAGAAGGGAGACCUAGUGAUAGAAUUUGACAUUGAAUUUCCUACAUCUUUAACACCUGACAGGAAAGAUAUGAUAAGGAGGUCACUUUUACAGUAGUGGUACUGUACAAAAUCCAACAUACCAUCGGACAACAAGAUUUACAAGAAAAAUCAAGUGUGAAUUCUGAAAUAAGUGCAUUUGGAAAAAGAAAAUGAUACGAAGAGCAUCAUAAAAUGUCGAAAUUUUAUCAGCUUGUGUUGAUCUUCAAACUGUGAUAGAUGUUAUUUACAUCAAAUAUGUUAAGCUUUUAAAAAUUAUAUCAUGAAAAAUAUUUGUGAAGUUUACAAGGUAUACAUAAAUUGUUAUUACAGCAUUUGAAAUGCAUACCAAUUUAAACUUUUCUUUGUCAUUCAUAUUAUGAAAUAUUAUUAUUUCUAAAAAUUAUUUCAGGUCCUGAAAAGUAUCAACAAAGGGGAGACAGAUACCUGUGAAUUGUGUUGAUACUUUUAUAUUUUCUAAACUUUUGUAAAUAUCAAUUAGAAGCAGAUUUCAGCCCUGCCACAUAUCUGAAAUUAAUUUUCAGAUAAAACUGUACAUAUAUUUAAUAAUAUAAAAAUAAAUAAGUAUACAACUA